AUGCAUUUACGACAUAAGUUACCUUGGGAUGAUUUAGUGUUUUGUUUACGAAUCGAUCCGUCUACUAUUAAUUUACCGAUUGGAGAAUGUGGAAGGAUUCACAUGAUUGAUAAAGCAACUAAAAUUAAAGUCAAAAAUAGGAAUUACAUUUCAAAUGAAGAUAUAUGUACUGCUCAGGACUGCAAAAAAGUGGAAUCAUACAAAAGUUUCUCAAAGAAUAAAGUUUCACAUCCGAUAAUUACAACAAGUGGAUUCAGAACACCACGCAACGAAGACGUUGAACGAAAACUGAAAUAUUUUAACGAAAAGUUCUACGAAGCAAUACUUGAAUUCGUCGAGACUGAAGAGAAAAAGUAUUCAGAGGAGAAUAUUCGAAAUUUUCGUCCCAGAGAAUCUUUCCAAGGUAUUCCAACUGAUUGUGAAGAAAGUGAUUGGAAUUAUUUAAAAAAUAGUUUCUAUAAUAAUAAUAAUGAUUUCAUGGUAUUCUACUUAUAUUCAAACUAUCGUAUUGAUCAUCUUUUAUGGCUUGAACAGAAAGGCGAAUUGAAUAUUUCAGAAGCGCUUAGCAAAACUUACGGAGGACAAGCAGUUGGAAAUGGUUACAAUUUUCUCGUUAUUUACCAUCUUCUUCCAUUUUAUUUACUAACAAAUGCCAUAAUUGCUUGUGGAUAUGAAUCAGACUACAAGAAAUGGGGGAGACUUGAUCCAGACUGUCAUUUCCUGCAACGACUGAUGUACGAUUGCGAUUUUUUGACUUUCAUCCCUUCUUUAAGGCCGUUUCUACAUAAAGAUGUUUUUAUAAAAGAUGCUACCAAAACUAAUGAAUUGCUAAAGAUUAUAUUUAGGAACAUUUAUUUGUUUGUUUUCCUUAAAAGAAAGUUCUGCUCAUACGACGAUGAAGCAUUUCGUAAUGACUUCAAAGCAAGUCGUUGGUUCAGUUUUAAAUAA
Molecule: messenger RNA, 948 nt
Organism: Clunio marinus
Lineage: Eukaryota; Metazoa; Arthropoda; Insecta; Diptera; Chironomidae
Source: the annotation of a GenBank genome assembly